AUGUCUCGUCCCACCGUUGCCCCUCCUGGGCUACGCUCUCGAGCCAAGCAAGCUACCUCCGUGGAACACCGGCAAACUCCUCUGUCGCCGACGAUACCUGAAGAGGGUGGCGUCCCUGGUCGCUUCAACAAUUCCGGUACCGGAGUUCCCCCAGGAAUCAUGGACCUGUUCGAUCAAGAUAUGGACUCUAGCUCUGAUGAGCUAGAGUCACUAUACGGGCCGUCCCACCUAAACGAUGUUGCCUUUCCCGACUCUCGAGACGGAACAGAGGUGUCACCUGAACAGGAUCAAAGAGCUAUCACCAAUACGUGGCUUCCAUGGUACCCUCUUCGAAAGAAAGAGCAUGCGGCCUUGUUGUUAAUGUUGGGCACAAGCCGAGAUCUGAUGUCGACAGCAGAAUAUACACGUAUACGCUGUAUCUUGAAGAACGUCCUGCAAGUGGAUCUGCCCGAUCUUGGACAUUUGAAAAACAUUCGUAAAGACCUCAAGGCCCGCCUCGGCCUGAGGGUGCUGGAACAAACAAGUCCGCUGGGCAAUCCGUGUUUUACUCUUUCAGUGACUGAUAUCAUAUCUCAGGAGUUAUCUAACCCCGAAGUAGCUCCAAACAUCGAGUUUCUGCCGGAGGACGACAAAGCGGUCAUUGUUGAUCGUUAUUCUCAAUCGAAAAAGUGGCGUGAAGACCUACCACCAAGUCUUCGAGUGCCUAUGGUUGAUGUCGACGGCGAGCACUUUUACAUAUACGAACCCGCACAACUUGCGGAUUCUCGUGUAGUUAUUCCGGUUUUCUUUUAUAAGGAUGAGCUGGUUGUUUGGGCAAAGUGCUUGGAAGUGGUGCCCAACGGUCCUGGCGGCUCUCACCACUUCCGCGUAGCUCGCGAGCCCAAGUUUGAUUCAGCUACUCUCUUGGAUGUGGAUGUUCAAACCUUUGCAUGCUCUUUUACAAGAAUAGAAUUGCAUAAUGGCAUGAAGUGGUGCAACUCUUCAGCGACUCAAUUAUUACGUGAGCUGGUCCUUCAUGGCCACAUUUGA
This is a messenger RNA of Melampsora larici-populina 98AG31, 1029 nucleotides long. RefSeq lists its product as uncharacterized. The transcript has 5 exons. The coding region runs from base 1 to 1029 and encodes 342 amino acids. The record is from RefSeq and is a predicted model, not a curated record. NCBI's taxonomy places the organism in Eukaryota, Fungi, Basidiomycota, Pucciniomycetes, Pucciniales, Melampsoraceae.